AGCUGUGACCGUCGCGAUGUUGCUGCUUGCCGUGAACUUCUGUUGCUACCUGCUGGCUGUUGCUCAGACCAGCGGAAACGGCACCAACCCAGAGGGCCUACCUCGGUGGAAGACGGUGAACGUGACCGAAGGGGUGCUGAGAGGUCGGCUAGAGCAGUCCCGGGCGCCGCACGGCAAGCACUACUACAGCUUCCAAGGCAUACCGUACGCCAAACCACCCGUGGGGGAUUUGAGGUUCAAGGCACCGCGGAGCCCAGAGCCUUGGGACGGAGUGCGAGAUGCCUCCCGAGUAGGCCCUGUCUGCGUCCAGCCCAGCAGAGCCGGCGUGACGGGCUCCGAGGACUGCCUGUUCCUCAACGUGUACGUGCCUGCACGCCCAGAGGAGUUUGACAACGCCUCUCUCUCCGUGAUGGUGUUCGUGCACGCCGGAGGCCUGAUCCGGGGCUCUGGGAACGCGGACAUCUACGGGCCGGACUACUUCACGGACAACGGGGUGGUGCUGGUGACGCUCAACUACAGGCUGGCAGCUCUAGGUUUCCUGAGCCUGGACAGCGACCAGGUGUCGGGCAACAACAGUCUCAAGGACCUGGUGGCAGCGCUGCAGUGGGCGCGGCGCAACAUGGCGGCCUUCGACGCCAACCCCUGGGACAUCACCGUGGCCGGCCAGGGCUCAGGCGCCUGGUGCGUCGAAUACCUCAUGAUGUUACCGUGUCUGAAGGUCUGCUGAACAAGGCCGUAGCGCAGAGUGGCUCGGUGCUGAACCAGGGAGCCUACGUGGACAGCACCGAGCGCAGGGCGUUCAGGCUGGGCGAGAUGCUGGGGCUGAAGACAGACAACUCCACGCAGCUCCUGCGGCUCCUGAGGAACGUGUCCGCCGAGGACAUCGUGCGCCACCAACAGGACGUGCUCACACCGGAGGAGAUAGAUGACCCUGGAACAGUUGCAUUUGCGCCAACCACUGAGUUCCGAGGUCAAGACUGAGGCCAGGCGUUCCUGGUUCGCUCUCCGCGCGAGGUCCUGGACAGCGGCAGGUUUCACCAGAUCCCCUACGUCACCGGCGUCAACAGCGAAUAGAAGAAGCUGGCGGGUCGUGAGUUCCCUGUCUGCUACUUGUGUUUGUUGCUAGCCCUCCCUCACGUCUUCCACUGUCCCUCCCACUCCAACGUUUACUCUCCCCCUCUUCCCCUAUUCCCAACUCCUCCUUAACUCCUCCCCUUACCAUACCAUUUCUACCUCUCCUCUCUCUCUCUCCUUUUCCCCUUACCUCUAUCUUUCUCCUCCUCUGCUUGUCUCCCCUACUCAACUCCCCCUUCCAAACUUUAUCUUUACCCAUACUCCCCCUUCACCCUUACCCCAUCUUAUCCUUCACCCGUCACAUCAUUCAUAUCCUCUCUCCUUCUCCUCCAUACUUUCGUAUUCUCCCCUUUCAUUCUCUCCAACCUCUCCUCUCCCUCUCUUCCCCUGUUCAACCAAACUCAUCCUUAACUUUCACCCUUACCAUACCAUCUCUACCUCUCCUCUCUCUCUCUCUCCUUUCCUCAUUACCUCUUUCUUUCACCCCUCUGCUUAUCCCUCACACUUUUUCUCCUCCCAUGCUUGUCCCUCUUCUUCUUUCCCCUUCUCUAUUCCCCCAAUCAAACUUUAUAUUUUCCCAUACUCCCUCUUCAAACUAUCCCCUCUUCACCUUCACCUCUCUCAUCAUUCAUAUCCUCUGCCCUUCUCCUACUCUAUCCCUUCAUAUUCUUCCCUUUCAUCCUCUCCAACCAAACCUUCACCAUCUCACCACAUUCACCACAAAAUCAUCAAUUGCUGUCACUAGCCUGUGACCUGGGUACUUAGAACAUUUUAAAGUUUGGUCUGUCUCUAUGUUACACACCCUUUAAAAUAAUAAACAUUGAGGAAUUUUCAAAGAGCCCUUUAAGAAUGUGGAAGGCUUCGGAAGAACACGGAUAUGACCGAUGUUAAUGUGCACAACACCUGCACGUGCCCACUCCAUGAUCGCCACUAACGAGCGAAGACGCUGCCACGUGGCCGAGCCGCCUUGAGCCUCGAGGUUGUGGCGAGAGGUUGGCCCUCUCUCUGAGACGAGGGACCCGCCACGUGGCCCAGGUGUGGUGCUGAACGCGGCGGCCCUGGGGAUCCUGCUCGAGGACAUGGAGAGGUUCGUGCCUCGGGACCUGAACCUCAGCCGCGGCUCCAACGAGUCGCUGGAGGCGGCAGCCCUCAUCAGGGAGUUCUACUUCGGCAACGGCUCCCUACAGAACGUGACCGAGCAGCGAUAUGUGGAC
Molecule: messenger RNA, 2288 nt
Organism: Bacillus rossius redtenbacheri
Lineage: Eukaryota; Metazoa; Arthropoda; Insecta; Phasmatodea; Bacillidae
Product: juvenile hormone esterase-like
Exons: 7
Coding region: 17-727 (236 amino acids)
Source: RefSeq, a predicted model, not a curated record